Anolis sagrei ordinatus is the source of this 4327-nucleotide messenger RNA. It is a transcript of the gene GPR183, whose product is annotated as G protein-coupled receptor 183. Gene Ontology annotation, molecular function: oxysterol binding; G protein-coupled receptor activity. NCBI's taxonomy places the organism in Eukaryota, Metazoa, Chordata, Lepidosauria, Squamata, Anolidae. Gene Ontology annotation, cellular component: membrane. The record is from RefSeq and is a predicted model, not a curated record. Gene Ontology annotation, biological process: B cell activation involved in immune response; G protein-coupled receptor signaling pathway.
AAUAGAUGUUCUCACUUCCCAUAUUUUUUAAGGUAUACUUCAGCUAUAGGGAGGGGAAAUGCCAUCCACGUCAUAAAAGGCUAGUCUGACCUACCGUAAUCAUUCUUAAGAAAAACAUGCAAAGAGGAAACAGCUCCAUAUGAAAUGUGCGGCAAAUACAAACACACGGAGGAUUUCAUGAACAGCAGUUGCGCCUCCUAAACUUCCUGGAAGUCCACCAACUAUGGCAACACUCUCAGCCACAGUGGCUGCCAUGUCCCAUCAAGCUAACAAUACAACCUGUGACCUAUAUGAACAUAAGGAGUCGGCACGGAUCUUUCUACCUGCAUUUUACAGUGGUAUCUUCAUAGUUGGAAUACUUGGAAAUGGACUUGCUCUCACUGUGAUAAUUAAAAACAGAAAAAAGAUGAAUUCUACCACUAUUUACUCAGCAAAUCUUGUUGUGUCGGAUAUUCUUUUUACUACAGCUUUACCUACAAGAAUAGCGUACUAUGCACUGGGCUUCCAUUGGCCGUUUGGAGAAACAUUGUGCAAGCUCACAGCUCUUGUCUUUUACAUCAACAUUUAUGCAGCUGUGAACUUUAUGACGUGUUUGAGUUUUGACAGGUUUCUAGCUGUGGUUCAUCCUUUACGCACCAAGGUCAGAAGAGUGAAAUGUGCCACAUACAUUUGCGUUUUGGUGUGGUUUCUUGUACUCGGACAAACUCUCCCAUUACUUAUGCAUAUGAUGUCACAUGACGAAGGAAGUAAGAUAACAUGCAUGGAGUAUCCCAACUUUGAGAACAUGAUUGACAAUCUCCCUUGGAUCCUCCUUGGUGCCUGCUUACUGGGAUACAUAAUUCCCCUUGGGAUUACACUAAUCUGUUACUCUAAAAUUAGCUAUAAACUCUGUAAAACUGCAAAGGGAAACUCUAUCGCUGAAAAAUCAGGAACAAACAAGAAAGCGAUCAAUACUAUCAUUUUUAUCAUUGUCGUCUUUGUCGUCUGUCUCACGCCAUACCAUCUGGCCAUUAUUAUACACAUGAUUAAGAAGAUUGUGCUUCCUAUCAUUCCAUGCAGCCAGCAACAGCUCUUCCAGAAGACUCUCCAUUACACAGUAUUCCUGAUGAAUUUGAAUUGCUGCUUUGACCCUUUCAUCUAUUUCUUUGCGUGCAGAGGAUACAAAAGAACAAUAAUGAAAAUACUGAGACGGCAAGGAAGCGUAUCAGUAUCAAGUGCUGUCAAAACAGCUGCCGAUGAAAGCUCUCGUGACAUUGGAGACACACAGCUCUCUCCCCUUUCAACAUCUGGCAACUGGAAGCUACCGAAGGAACAUUUAGGCACAAAUGCUGCUUGAAGCAGAAACACUGAUAUCAGCAAAAACUCCUUCAAGAACUCCAUAGUGUGAAUCUUCUAGGAUUGGAGGGUCGGUGGAUCAUGUGGCACAUGCUGUAGCAGGCACAGCAAGAAAAUGAACAGCUAACAAUUACUUUGCUUUUUUUUACUUCGGUUUCACACAAUGUGUUUCGAACUGCUAGGUACCGCUCCGGCGGGAAGAUAACAACACUCCAUGUAAUCAUGCUGGCCACAUGACCUUGGAGAUGUCUAUGGACAACGCCGGCUCUUCGGCUUAGAAAUGGAGAUGAGCACCACACCCCAGAAUUGGACACGACUGGACUUAAUGUCAGGGGAAAACCUUUACCUUUUUUACCUUCACACAAUGUUGUCAUCACGGAGCAUAAGAAUGUCCUACGUAUUUUUGUUUUUCAAUCUUAGUAAGCCAAGUUGUUGAUGAAUGGCUUUAUGAAUUAGUUACCUAACAAAUAAAUAUAUAUUAGAUUGAAUGUCUCCACACAACCUUGAUUUCUAUGGCUGGAAUAUAGGAAUAUAGAUUAGGAAACAUUUGAUAUUGUUUGCCUUUUCAAAUGGUAUAACGAGGGAAAAAGGGGUUUUCAAGAGAAAGUAUCCAGACUGUGGUAUGUCCCUUUCAAUAUAUUUUUGAGGAUCAGAAGCACUGCUUCUUUUCAGUAUACAGUAAUAAGAGUUGUAAAUGUUUGUCAAUAUAUGGUAUUGGUAUCCCUAGGUUAAAUUCACCAAAUGGAGUCUCUCACUGGGUGAAACCAGGAACAACCACCACCAGUUCUGACCUCUAUCAUGAUGUUCAACUCACUCUUCACAGUUUGCAUGGGGUGUUUACACAAUCUCACCACAUGAUUUCUCAAUACCUAUGCAAGUAAUACAAGAGUAUGUUUUGUGAACAUCCAAUGUGUUACGCUGAGAUAGGCAACAAAGCAAUCAAAACAAAAGCAUCUGAAAACCAGGAUAUCACUCAGGAGACUUUUUCCUGCUAUAUAAGCAGUCUGCAGUCCAAGUAAAAAAAAAAGACCCCUCCUCUUCUAGCAUCCAAACAAUACAAAACUAUAAUGAUAUAAUAAACAAAAGGAAGGAGUGGGUGUGUGCAACGUCUCAGAAGUUCUUUGUUGUAAUAUGUAUUUACUUUACAUACUGGUUUGUUUUCAGUUCGCUUCCACUGUAUGACGUUUGUUUGUAUGCUUCUUGUACGUAUGCGCCUUCCUCUCUAAGGAGGAUAUUUCUUAGAUCAGGAUAAAGUGGUUUGUUUUGAAUCCUUAGCAUAUGUACAGACAGUUGUGUUUCUGCAGCAACCAAACUAAAAUGUUUUUGCUGGGAUGGGGAAAAGCCUCUGAAAUGCCAAAACUAACAAAUAUGCACAGGAAAAAGUUACCUCUUUAAGACUGGUGCUAUUGCAGACUUUUUAAAUGUCGGAUUAAAAACUGUCACCCCAAAUAAGUCUUUAAAUAUAUAUAUAUAUAUAUAUCUCAAUCAUAUGGUUUAUCAAUACAAAUGAGAAUUACUUGAGGUAUGGAUAACGUGUUUUUACAAGUGCUGUAGGCAAGAAUCCCUGCAAAAGAAAAAAUUAGAGGUGGGAUUCAGAUGGCACUACCUACUUGUGAUAUUUUUAGAAAAAAAUCAUAUUAAAGCUAACUGAUUUGUUUCAUUACACAAGUUGUCACACUGAUUUUAUAAAUAGAUGUAGAGUGGUACCUAAAAACAGUUGCUCUGUCACAAACAACAAAUAUGGGCAGCUGCUUCUGCAGGUGUGCAACACUGGGAGAGUUCAAAAGGACAGAAAUCAAUGCUCUUGACAAUUUAUUUGCAGUUUCUUCUUGUUUAACAACAAUGUGCAGCCAUGUACAACUCCCCUAUACAUUCAUGUAUAAGUCUAGACAUUUUAGUAAAAAAUCAACCCAAAAAACCUUGGACGAUUUAUUCAUGGGUGAAUGUGAGUACAAUCACAGAGUGAGAAGAGACCUCAUGGGCCAUCCAGUCCAACCCCCUGCCAAGAAGCAGUAAAAUCUCAUUCAAAGCACCCUCGACAGAUGGCUAUCCAGCCUCUGUUUAAAAGUCUCCAAAGGAGGAGCCUCCAUCACAUUUUGGGGCAGAGAGUUCCACUGCUGAACAACUCUCACAGUUAGAAAGUUCUUCCUAGUGUUAAGGUGGAAUCUUCUUUCCUGUAGGACUGUACCUUAAUUCUUAUCAAAAAAGAGGGCAUUCCAGGAGAACAUAAAGGAAGCGGUGACCUCUUUUAUUCUCUCUGUCAUGGUGACACUUCUGGCCUUUUUGAAUGGCUGGGCAGGAGAUGGUGGUGACAGCCAAGGACAGCUGGCCUCCUGAGGUUGCAUUAGUGUUUUCUGCAAAAUAACCCUCGACUUAUUAACAGGUCAUAUAAAAAUCCAACAUUUUGGCCCCAAAUCCCACCCUUGAUUUAUACACAAGGUGGCUUUUAUAUGAGCAUAUACGGUAGUUAGAAAGAAUUCCAUGUCAUCCUACUACUAGGUUUGAUAAAGUAAUACUUGCAAAAUAGACUAUUUUUAGCCUAUUGCCAGAUUCAAACAUGGACAUCAAAAAGCUCGUUCUCUGAAAAUAAUGUAAUUGUUUUCUCUUCUAGGGAUCAUAUAAGGGAAUAUAAACCAAUUAAAUUAUUUGCGGAGUCCAAUCAAUGUACUUUUCCAAGAAGGGUUAAGUCAACAAGUCUGGGUAAGGCAUCAGUUAUAGUCCAUGAUAAAAUACUUGUUUCAAGCAGUGCUGUAAUACUAAACUCCAUGCCAGUCUGAAAAUUACAAGCUCACAGAAUAAGGAAUAAUAUAAGUGGUUCUUUUUUGUUGAUUUGUUUUUUUACUACUGUUAUGGUCUUAACUGAUGUGUUAAUGCUUUUUAAUGUUUUAAUGUUUUUACGAUGUUGUUGGCAUUGAAUUGUUGCCUUUGAACCACCUCAAGUCGCCUGCGGGCUGAGAGGGGUGAUAUACAAAUGUAGCAAAUAAAUAAAUAA